Messenger RNA from Cydia pomonella (codling moth), 2217 nucleotides. RefSeq lists its product as uncharacterized. The record is from RefSeq and is a predicted model, not a curated record. The transcript has a single exon. Bases 168 to 1331 code for a protein of 387 amino acids. Lineage: Eukaryota; Metazoa; Arthropoda; Insecta; Lepidoptera; Tortricidae.
UGACAACUUUAAUAAGCAAUGAACUAUUCACACAUUAUUCUACUGUUAGUAUAAAUAGGUAGGUGGAAGUGAAUUAUCACUGAUAUAAAUUAUCAUUAAUUAAUUGAUAUCUAAAUGGCAAUAAAUAGCAGUGUAAAUUAAAUUAAAAUACAGUCGCAAUAUCAACAAUGCAAGUGAGACAGUCUAAACAGGACUUAUUAAAGAAAAUAACGGAAGAACAUGAGUUUGACGAUUUUGUGGUCACGGAAAGGGACGGCGAUGGGUCUAGUAUUAUGUCUUCUCUUUCCUAUGUGACAUUUCGUGCAAGAGGGAAGACCGACAUGAAGCUUUUCGCAAAAACGGCCGCGUGGUCCGAAAAAUUACGUCAGAAUAGUCCUAUUAUUCCUUAUCCAUUUACCAUCGAGCUGUACUUCUACAGGACAUUAUGGAAGCAAUACGAGAAGCUAGAAGAUAUAUGUAACGUUCCAAAGGAGAAUAGAUUCCUUAAGCCAACAUUUUAUGGCAGCAGCGACGAAUAUUUGAACGAAACUGUGGUAAUACAGGACUUGAUUGCACACGGUUAUGAGGAAUAUGAAAGAAAUACACCUGCGGAUUUCGAGUACAUGUCUGCGGGUAUUGCAUUGAUUGCGCAGUUUCACGCUCUUUCACUAGCUUACUCCCAGUACGAUCCAGAGGGUUUUAUACAAGCCAACGAAUAUUUAACAUAUGACGAAUCUAAACUAGUUGUUUGGAUUGGAAGCAUGUCCCCUAAAAUGCUGGCCAAUGCGUUCUCCUCAGCAGAAAAAUAUAGAGACAAACUUGAAAAGUACUUUAAAACACCGGAGAAACUUGUUCAACUUAUUAUGGAUUGUUACCGAAGAGGUAACGACAAAGUAUUGGUUCAUGGCGAUUUCAAGCCAAGCAACUUAAUGCAUAGACGUAGAAAUGGGAAGCUAGAGUUAUGUGUCAUUGACUUUCAGAAUGUACACGACGCAGAUGCUGUGGCUGAUAUUAUGUACUUCAUUUUUACUGCCACCGAUGAAUCAUUCCGCCGUGCCCACUACUAUGAAUUACUGGAUCUGUACUAUGAGGAGCUGAAGGCAUCGUUGCUUAGACUACGCGUCGACCCAGAACUGGUAUACCCGGAGAAUAUUUACAGAUCGCGCUUGGAAAAAUGUGCGAUGUUGGGGCUAGCUAUAGGCGUGGCGUGUCUGCCUACGGUGUUAGUGGAUAAAGAAAAUGCCCCGGAUUUAGAUAAGGAUCCACACUCGGUUGCGGUGGAAGGUAGCGCGCUUUUUAAAGAGCGUUUUAAUGGUAUCCUUAAUAGCUACGUGGAGUGGGGACUGCUGUGAGGCGCCGACUUUAGAUGUCCUAGGUUGAUUAACAUCGAUAAACUGAUUUAUUAUCUUCGUCGGUUGACCUGUCUUGUUUUUGUCAUCAUGUAGUCUGCGCAUACCAAGGCCUGCAAGGCCAAGGUGGGUUCGGUACCUAUAUUAUAUGUAAAAGCAGUAGCUGGAUAAGGGAACGAAAAAUGCCCUUUAAUAUUAUGACUUGAUUUUUUUUCUACAAUUAUAGUCGUAGUUUCAAGUUUCAAGUUUCUUUAUUUGGCCAAGUAACAACAGAACGUUACAUCUAGCAUGUCAAAAUACAGGGGCCUUAUUCGAGAUGCACAACUGUCAAAUUUCGCGUCCACAUCAAAUCAACACUUGAUUCUAUCGCAUGUUGAUUGUAUCAAGUGUUGAUUCUAUCAACUGUGGAUAUUAUCAUUUGGAACAAUCAAAACUCAUUCAUAGAAAAAAUAAUCAAACAAAAAUCAACUUUGUUUAUUACUACUAUAUAGUUUGAAAUGGCUCUGAACUCGAAGUGGUUCGGUUUGAUUUGAUUGUCACCUGACUUUGGAUUGCUAAUGUCAAAUUUUGACAAGUGUUGAUUUUAUUGCUAGACUUUUUUGUCCAUGGGCUUGGGCACCAUCUUGGAUUUUUUGACGUACGACAGGGAAUACCCUUCCUUUCCUACAAUAUAUGGCAUAGAGUAAAGCGUCUUUUUUUUAAAACAUAAGUUUACAGGAAUCAGCGACAUCUUGUAUUCGAUAGGAUAAGUAAUGCGCUAUGAACAAUGCGGCGGCGAGUAGUGAAACUGUACCUGACAACGUCAAUCAAUUAAAAAGUGACCACACAGUUGAUGGUCGAUAAAGGCGAUUAUUAAUUGAAUUUUAACGACAAUAAAGAACUAUUGACA